Molecule: messenger RNA, 867 nt
Organism: Molossus molossus (Pallas's mastiff bat)
Lineage: Eukaryota; Metazoa; Chordata; Mammalia; Chiroptera; Molossidae
Exons: 5
Coding region: 1-867 (288 amino acids)
Biological process (GO): negative regulation of phosphatase activity
Source: RefSeq, a predicted model, not a curated record
AUGACCCAAAGAACAUCCGUAGGGACACUCUCGUCAGGAGUUCCCAAUGAGCUGCAGCGACUGUACAGUGCCCCUAGCCCACCCUCACUCCGGCUGUCCCCUCAGAAAUUCUCCAUAGCGGUGUCCCACUGCUACCCCGGCGCCCCCGGGGCCCUCCGGGAGCACUCAGUGACUUGUGUUGGAUUUAAACCUCAUGCCGGCCUCAGGACCACCUCGUCCCGCCCAACACCACCAGGGUCAGCACCCUUUAGUGUGAAAUGUGGGAUAUCUAGACCGUAUCGCAUUCCUAUCCUCGCCUGCACUUUCACGGGUUCCUCCCUCCUGUGGUGGGCCUUCAGCUUGUCCACCUGGGUGAAGAUAGAAGUCCCAGGUGGCUCCCAGGUCCUAUUCAGUGCUCUGUUUGCGAUCGGCAGUGGUGAGGUCACAUGCUGGGUUCCUCUAUCCAAAUCAGACUGCUUCAUAUUUGGUCGAAUUUUCAUGAUCAGCGCCCUUCUUCUUUCCUUCUUCCUGAACAUUAUACUCCUGGCCUUUCCUCAAUCCUUUCCUGAUACCUGGAAACAGUACUUUGUCUUCACAAUCACCUUCUUUAUUAUAGGUAUCUGUGCGUUACUUGCACUACUGCUGCACUCUCUGCAUAUUCUGAAAGUAACUAACACAUUCAAGGAAGCAAAAAUCACCUUUCUCUACCCUUCUUUCAUCCUUUCAUUCAGCAUCACACUGUUUUUCUUCUCUGGGAGUCUCUGCUUCUUCAGCUCCCACCACUGUUGGUUUCUACAGAGGCCGAUCCAAGUGAAACCCAAGCAAACAUCUGUGGCCAAUGGGAGCCCAGUGACAGUCGCCUGGAGUAAAUCGGGUGGAGAUAGCUAG